UUCAUAAUUCUAUCCCAUCACCUCGUUUUGUUAAUUAUAAGCAAACAUGGCGUCCUCAAAAACUUUUCUUCUACUAGGUCUUGUCUUUGCUGUUCUCCUUAUCUUCUCUGAGGUUUCCGCUCGGGAGCUGACUGAGACUGCUCCUACUCAAACCCAGGAGAGCGUUGAAAAGGCUACCUAUGGUGACCAUUAUCACGGAUACGAGCAUAAACAUGGAUACGGGCACGGACAUGGAGGGCAUGAGCAUGGCUAUGGAAAUUGGGAACAUGGCCAUGGUUACGAGCACAAACAUGGAAAGCAUGAGCACGGCUAUGGACAUGAAGGCUAUGGACACGGAGGCUACAGAUAUGGCGGGUAUGGCCACGGACAUUGGGAGCCCGGGCAUGGCCAUGGACAUUGGGAGCCCGGGCAUGGCCACGGCCAUCACGGAAAACUCGUAGCUGGCGCUGCAGAGGCUGAAUUAGAGAAUUAGAUAUAUGACCCUUCAAUUUGCCUGUGGUACUGAAGCAGUAUGCGUUGCAAUAAAGAUUUUCUAGUCAAUAAAAGCAGUAGUCCAUGAACUGUGCGCUUUGGAUCUCACAAGAUAUCAUGUCGUGCUGCGACGGGUCGAAAAAUUUGUAAAAGCAUUACUCUAGUCAAUGAACGCGACAUACCAUACCCACAAAUUCACACCAUAUCUCAUGUAGCCCCAAACCCACAAAUCCACACCAUAGCUCAUAUCUACAUUAAAAAAAUGGUAAUUUCGUAACUAAAACUAAAUUCUCCCCUCAAUUGCACUUAUAGCCAAGCGUACCACCCCCCUCCAAAUUUAGACUAGAGUAAUUGUUAUAUACUGCAAUA
Molecule: messenger RNA, 840 nt
Organism: Pyrus x bretschneideri (Chinese white pear)
Lineage: Eukaryota; Viridiplantae; Streptophyta; Magnoliopsida; Rosales; Rosaceae
Product: cold and drought-regulated protein CORA
Exons: 3
Coding region: 47-472 (141 amino acids)
Source: RefSeq, a predicted model, not a curated record